Messenger RNA from Mollisia scopiformis, 1419 nucleotides. RefSeq names its product FAD/NAD(P)-binding domain-containing protein. The record is from RefSeq and is a predicted model, not a curated record. Gene Ontology annotation, molecular function: flavin adenine dinucleotide binding; electron-transferring-flavoprotein dehydrogenase activity. Gene Ontology annotation, cellular component: cytoplasm. Lineage: Eukaryota; Fungi; Ascomycota; Leotiomycetes; Helotiales; Mollisiaceae. The coding region runs from base 200 to 1369 and encodes 389 amino acids. The transcript is spliced from 6 exons.
AGAGAAGCGAAUUCCGUACUUGGUAAUCUACUGGAAAUAUUAUCAAAGAGAAGCUGAACUGACCCGUAGUAUCCCGAUUCUUGCGGAUUUCUGAAGGCGUUCUUCGCAAGAUCAAAGAUUGCCUUUAAACGUUUGACUCAACUCGAAAACCAUCGAAAACACUGUCUUUCACCUCCUGCGAAAUAGAAAAAAAUCCAACAUGACAGUUUCAAGAUAUCUCGUGGUUAUUGGCGGCAGUUAUGUGGGUGUCAAUGUUGCUCAGCAACUCGCAACCAAGUUCCAUAGCAGCUUCAAAGUUCUAUUAAUCGAGAAGAACUCUCAUUUCCAACAUUUGUUUGCAUUUCCUCGGUUCGCUGUUACCAAUGCAGUGGAAACGCCUCGAGCUUUCAUUCCCUACGUUCCUGGCACCUUUGCAGCUUGCCCUCCAGGGUCAGGUACAGUGGUUCAAGCCCGAGUCACAGGUCUGGACCGAUCUACUGUGAAGCUCGACAGAAAAGUCGCACUGGAUGGUCAACGGCUGGAGAGCAUUCCUUAUUCGUUCCUAGUCAUUGCAACAGGGACUAAGCUCACUCCACCAUUCAGCUUACCAGGAUCAGAAAAGCUCGAUGGAGUGACUUAUUUGAAGAAGCAUGCGGAAAAGGUCAUCAGAAGUUCAAAGAUUGUUGUCAUCGGCGGUGGUGCAGUGGGUGUUCAGGCAGCUACUGACAUAAAAGAACUCUACCCAGAGAAGUCUGUUACCCUAGUACACUCCAGGAAAACUGUGAUGAACAGGUUUCACACAAAACUUCAUGACAUUAUCGAAGAGAGAUGCAACGAGCUAGGGAUUGAGUUGAAGCUGGGAUCAAGAGUGAAGCUUCCACACGAAGGGUACCCGACAGAUGGGAGUAUCUUCAAUGUUGAGUUGGAAGACGGGACAGCUAUCCCUGCAGACUUCGCUCUCAUCUGUAUUGGUCAAGUGCCACAAUCGAGUCUCCUUCGAGAUCUUUCACCCGAGUCACUUGACGCUGGCGGCUACAUCCGAGUUCUCAAGACCUUACAGAUCAACAACCCAGACUAUCCUAAUGUCUUUGCUGUUGGAGAUGUCGCAGACACAGGGGCUCACAAAGCUGCUAGACCUGGGGGAAAACAAGCUGCUAUUGUGGCGAACAAUAUUGAGCAUAUAUUGAACGAGCAGCCCCUGGAGGACUACGAAGUCACAGACAGCCCCGCAAUUCAUAUGAGCCUCGGCAUUGAAAAGAACGUCGUUUUUGGAAAUCCCGCGCCAGGCUCGGCCGAGCCAAUGAUCAAACCUAGGACCGACGGAACUUUAGACAUGAAUAUCAAUGGAGUCUGGACUCGAAGAGGUGGUGGUGCUGAUGCUCUUCUGUAGAAUUUAUUGUUCCAACGCUAGACAUAUCUGAAUGAAACUCUAGACAUGAG